GAGCCCCGAGGCUCGCCCGGCUGCCUUCCCACCCUGGUAGUGCCAGAGAUUGGGGACAGGAGCCGAGGUGCGGGCAGGGACAGGGAGUGACACCCUCUGUCCAGGACAACCCCCAGCUCGGCGGUGGGGGGAGAUGAGCAGCCCCCCAGCCUUCUCCAGCGUCCGCAUCUCAGGCUGCUGGGCCCUCGGGCCGGAUGGCGGUAACAGCAGUGCUGAAUCCCUGGACCGGCUGUAUCCCACGGUGGGCUCCACCAAGCCCCCCCGGAAGCGGACCACCAGCCAGUGCAAGUCUGAGCCCCCACUGCUGCGGACCAGCAAGAGGACCAUCUACACAGCGGGCCGGCCGCCGUGGUACAACGAGCACGGGACACAGUCCAAGGAGGCCUUCGUCAUAGGCCUGGGAGGAGGCAGCGCCUCUGGGAAGACCACAGUGGCCACCAUGAUCAUUGAGGCUCUUGAUGUCCCAUGGGUGGUUCUGCUGUCCAUGGACUCCUUCUACAAGGUGCUGACCAAGCAGCAGCAGGAGCAGGCAGCCAGCAAUGACUUCAACUUUGACCACCCCGACGCCUUUGACUUUGACCUCAUCAUCGCCACCCUCAAGAAGCUGAAGCAAGGCAAGAGUGUCAAGAUCCCCAUCUAUGACUUUACCACCCACAGCCGCAAGAAGGAAUGGAAAACCCUGUAUGGCGCCAAUGUGAUUAUCUUUGAAGGCAUCAUGGCAUUCGCAGACAAGGAGCUCCUGAAGCUGCUGGAUCUGAAGAUCUUCGUGGACACAGACUCGGACAUCCGCCUGGUGCGCCGCCUGCGCAGGGACAUCAGCGAGCGCGGCCGGGACAUCGAGGGUGUCAUCAAACAGUACAACAAGUUUGUCAAGCCCGCCUUCGACCAGUACAUCCAGCCCACCAUGCGCCUCGCAGACAUCGUCGUCCCCCGAGGGAGUGGAAACACUGUGGCCAUCGACCUGAUUGUUCAGCACGUCCACAGCCAGCUGGAAGAGAGGAAGCUGCGCUGGGAUAUGGCCGCCCUGGCCUCUGCCCACCAGUGCCACCCCCUUCCUCAGACCCUCAGUGUGCUGAAGAGCACCCCUCAGGUGAGGGGCAUGCACACCAUCAUCAGAAACAAGGAGACCAGCAGAGACGAGUUCAUUUUCUACUCCAAGAGGCUGAUGCGGUUGCUGAUUGAGCACGCGCUCUCCCUGCUCCCAUUCCAGAGUUGCACAGUCCAGACCCCUCAAGGACAUGACUAUGAAGGGAGGACGUACAGCGGGAAGCAGAUCACCGGGGUGUCCAUCCUGCGCGCAGGAGAGACCAUGGAGCCGGCGCUGCGCGCGGUGUGCAAGGACGUCCGCAUCGGCACCAUCCUCAUCCAGACCAACUGCAACACGGGCGAGCCAGAGCUCCACUACCUGCGUCUGCCGAAGGAUAUCAGCGAAGACCACGUCAUCCUGAUGGACUGCACGGUCUCCACGGGCGCCGCAGCCAUGAUGGCAGUGCGGGUGCUGCUGGAUCAUGAUGUCCCAGAGGACAAGAUCUUCCUCCUCUCCCUGCUUAUGGCAGAGAUGGGUGUCCACUCGGUUGCCUAUGCGUUCCCCCGGGUGAAGAUCAUCACCACAGCUGUGGACAAGAAGGUGAAUGACCUUUUCCGGAUAAUCCCUGGCAUUGGGAAUUUUGGCGAUCGGUACUUUGGGACAGAUGCUCCUCCCGACUGGAGCGACGAUGAGGAUGCCCUUAGCACUUAGCUGGAUGUGGAGGUGCCACUGGCACCAGGCAGCUUCAGCACCGCACCUUAACCCCUCUGUCCAGUGCAGAAUUCUCCUUCCUCUCACCAAGCAUAGAUAUUUUUUUCAAAUCUUACAUCGGAGAUCUAGGGCAUAUUUUUUCAAAGAAACAUAAAUCCUAGUUUGACUUUAUGGACAGUCGUGUGUCCCAGCAUAGAGCAGAGUUAAUUUAUUUUAAUUUAAAUAUUUGCCUAUAUAACUUAUUGGAGAUAUUUUAUAAAGGACAAUAAUAAAUUUUUUCUCUGGUUUUCUUGAA
Lepidothrix coronata (blue-crowned manakin) is the source of this 2033-nucleotide messenger RNA. RefSeq names its product uridine-cytidine kinase 1 like 1 (gene UCKL1). Gene Ontology annotation, cellular component: cytoplasm. The transcript is spliced from 15 exons. Gene Ontology annotation, molecular function: kinase activity; ATP binding. The coding region runs from base 134 to 1738 and encodes 534 amino acids. NCBI's taxonomy places the organism in Eukaryota, Metazoa, Chordata, Aves, Passeriformes, Pipridae. The record is from RefSeq and is a predicted model, not a curated record.